GAUCCCUUAAAUUCAGAUGAUGAUGUCAGUGAAGAAGAUCCCUCAGAGCUGUUUGAUACCGAAAAUGUGGUUGUGUGUCAGUAUGACAAGAUAAACAGAAACAAAAACAAGUGGAAGUUUCAUUUGAAAGAUGGCAUCAUGAACCUCAACGGACGAGACUAUGUUUUCCAGAAAGCAACCGGAGAUGCCGAGUGGUAA
Molecule: messenger RNA, 198 nt
Organism: Candidula unifasciata
Lineage: Eukaryota; Metazoa; Mollusca; Gastropoda; Stylommatophora; Geomitridae
Source: the annotation of a GenBank genome assembly